GGCGCCCCCCCAAAGACACGGCUGGGGGCUCUGCUGGCGGGGAGCGCAGCUGGGAGGUGGGGACGAGCUGGGAAAGCGAAGAAUGAGAUGGAGAAACGUCCCCUCUUUCCCGUCCCCGCCUCAGAGCAGGGGACCGCGGAGAGGUGGGUUCUUGGGAAUGCGAAAGGAAAGCGGUUCUGGAGAGACUCGGGCCUGAAGGAGGGCGCGGGAAGGGCUCCUUGGAAAAUGCCCCCGAGGGCGCUGGAACCUUUAACUGUUUGCCGCGCUGCUCCACGGCUGGGGUCGGCACUCGGACCGAGCCUGAGCUGGAGAAAGCUCCUGGCGCCUUCCUUCCCGCGGCUGCAGGGCGGCGAGUGGGCGCAGCGCUGCCCGCAGCUUCUGCCGCAUCCGGCUCCCGGGCGGAGCAUCCGCCGCUGCCGGGAAUCUUGGCCGCCAAGUCCAAGGACGAGGAGUCACCGAGCGCGGCCUUCGGGGGGUCUUUCAAGACCUGUCCUGCGCUGUGCGCGGCUCGCUGUAGCAUCCGGAAGGAGAAAGGAGUGGGGGGAAAAUAAUUCUGGCAAACCUUUCAGGCUUACAACAUCUCCGGAUCCUAAAAGCUUACGUUUGGGGCAAAGUUGAAGUUUUGGUAGCGUUAGGAAGAGGGGACUCUCCUCACUCGCGGUGGUGCUCUUUUCCUGCGGGCCAUGUGCUUUUCCCAUCAGCUUGGAGGGACCGGCAGAUGCGGGAAUCCGAGCAAUUUUUUUGAGGGGGGAGCAUUGUUAAAACUUCUUAAAUGCAGAGUGCCUCUAAGUCAUUUUUUUGCAAACGGAGCUGGCCCGGAGAUGGUGCAGGCAGAUCAUAUGGGGAUUGCUGGGGAGACCCACAGACAGUUGGAAUUGGGUUUGAAUUAGGGCAAAGUACAAAAGAUUACAAACUUGAAAUGCUAAUUAUCAUUUGGGGUUUCCCUCAUUUCUCAAUGAUUGAUAAGGAAGUUGUAAUUGAAGCAGCCACCAGAAGCUGUUGUACCUAGAACUGAGUUUUUAAAACAAGUAAAUAGCAGUGCUUUCUAGGGCUUGGAACAGAGAUGCGGUCAUGGACAGAUUUGGGGAGACCAGGGGACACCAACCAUCCAAAAACGGUUGGUACUGGGGAAGUAUGACUGUUAAUGAAGCCAAAGAGAAAUUAAAAGAGGCACCAGAAGGAACUUUCUUGAUUAGAGAUAGUUCGCAUUCAGACUACCUACUAACAAUAUCUGUUAAAACAUCAGCUGGACCAACUAAUCUGCGAAUCGAAUAUCAAGAUGGGAAAUUCAGAUUGGACUCUAUCAUAUGUGUCAAGUCCAAGCUUAAACAAUUUGACAGUGUGGUUCAUCUGAUCGACUACUAUGUUCAGAUGUGCAAGGAUAAGCGGACGGGCCCAGAAGCCCCCCGGAACGGCACUGUUCACCUUUAUCUGACCAAACCGCUCUACACGUCAGCACCGCCUCUGCAGCAUCUCUGCAGACUCACCAUUAACAAAUGCACCGGUGCCAUCUGGGGACUGCCUUUGCCAACAAGACUAAAAGAUUACUUGGAAGAAUAUAAAUUCCAGGUAUAAGUGUUUCUCUUUUUCUAAACAUGCCUCAUGUAGAGUAUCUCCGAACGCAGCUAUGUAAAGAGAACCAAAACCUGAGUGACUGCUCUGGAUAACUACCCGGAAGUCUGAGAACAGCCGGCUCAGUCUAACCUACAUGUGUGGCUAGGUAGCUAGGUCAAGUUCCCUCACAUGUUCACCUGAGAAAUGCUUCCCUGCCUAAGCCUAAGACCAGCUGAUCCUUUUAAGUUAAAAAUUAAAUGUCCCAAGUAAAGGCCGAAGUAAGCUUUUGAUCAGAAUGCCUUGCCUUUCUGAGGUUCCUUUCUCUUUGGUUGGAGGUCCAGGCACCAGUAGUAGAGAAAGGGAGAAAGGACUCCAUGGCGGAGAACUGAAGAAGGGGAAGGAACCUGACAGGCUUAGCUUCCACUUUAUAUGCCUGGUGAUCCGAUUCUAUUUUGGACAUGUUAUAUUUUGCAUUCUGAUGUUCCUAGGGGUUUUGUUGAUCAGAUAUGCUUGUGAGUAUUUAUCCUUCAUUUUAUGCAAUUAACCAAGUCAACCAAAAAAAAAAAAAUGACCAUGAAAUCCUGUAUUUGUCUUUUUACUACAUGUAUGAACUCUUUCAUGUGAACGCGUACUGUAGUAAUCCAUUUUAAGAGAGCCUUACUUCAGAAAUAUUUCAAACUGGUGCAAACGGAAAAGACUUCAUCUUUUCCAUUAAGGCUAAAGACAAGAAUGUCAUGCUAUACAGGUGCAACCCCAUCCAGGUUAAUAAAACCAUGUAGAUAUAGACAUUUUACCCUUUGAAGUAUCUGUGUCCCAACCUGUUGCCAUGGAUUUUUUUGGAAAUGGCUUUAGAAAUUUCCAAGUUGUCCUUGAAUUGUCUAACUAUAGACAUCAGCAGUUGUCUCCCUUCUACCAUGUAGAAAACUUUGACUUAAUUUUCUUCCAGAUAUAAGGGGAUACCUGCCUGUUUUUCAAAGUGUUUAUUUACUGCUGUUACUAUUUGAUUAGAAUGUAUUAAAUAAAAAAAAACCCUGACUUUUA
Molecule: messenger RNA, 2595 nt
Organism: Myotis myotis
Lineage: Eukaryota; Metazoa; Chordata; Mammalia; Chiroptera; Vespertilionidae
Gene: SOCS2
Product: suppressor of cytokine signaling 2
Exons: 2
Coding region: 1072-1575 (167 amino acids)
Biological process (GO): intracellular signal transduction; phosphatidylinositol phosphate biosynthetic process
Cellular component (GO): phosphatidylinositol 3-kinase complex
Molecular function (GO): 1-phosphatidylinositol-3-kinase regulator activity
Source: RefSeq, a predicted model, not a curated record